AUGCCGGUCGUCAAGGGAGGUGUUUGGACCAAUAUUGAGGAUGAGAUUCUCAAGGCCUCCGUCUCCAAGUAUGGCCUGAACCAAUGGGCACGCGUGUCGUCUCUGUUGGCGCGCAAGACGCCCAAGCAGUGCAAGGCACGAUGGAACGAAUGGCUGGACCCCAGCAUCAAGAAGAUAGAAUGGAGCAAGGACGAGGACGAAAAGCUGUUGCACCUCGCCAAGAUCAUGCCCACGCAAUGGCGGACGAUAGCUCCCAUUGUCGGCCGCACAGCUAACCAGUGUCUCGAACGAUACCAAAAGCUGCUCGAUGAGGCCGAAGCGCGCGAGUCGUCCAGCCUGGGACUGAUGGGUCCUGAUGGCGGCGAGACGCAAGCACCCAGCGCGGACGAUGUCAGAAGAUUGCGCCCUGGCGAACUCGAUCCCGAUCCCGAAUCCAAGCCUGCUCGACCUGAUACCAUCGACCUCGACGAAGAUGAGAAGGAAAUGCUGAGCGAGGCUCGAGCUCGUUUGGCCAACACGCAGGGAAAAAAGGCGAAAAGAAAGGCCAGAGAGCGCCAGCAAGAGGAGUCCCGUCGUUUAGCGACCUUGCAAAAACGCCGAGAGCUCAAGACAGCUGGUAUCAACAUCAAGGUCAUCACUCGGAAAAAGGGUGAGAUGGACUACAAUGCCGACAUUCCAUUUGAGAAGAAGGAAGCACCUGGGUUUUACAAUACGUCUGAGGAGAAAACACAAAACGAAGCACAGCUCAGAGGGUUUGAUCCCCAGAAGCUGAAUCUGGCUACGAAACGAAAGGGCGAUGAUGAUGAUGACGAUGAUGGCGACCGUAAAAGGAGGAAAAAUGAAAAGGAGGGACUGUCUGAAUCACAAAAAGCAGCCAUAAAGGCUGGCCGAAUGCAGAAGAUUCGAGAGGCCGAGCAAAGCAGCAAGCGCCGACCUCUAAACCUACCUGCACCACAAGUUAGCGAGGGCGAACUGGAAGACAUUAUCAAGAUGGGUAAGAUGGGUGAAGCUGCGAAUGCGGUGGCUAGAGAAAGCGAUAAUGAUGCCACGAGAGGUUUUGUUAGUUCAUAUUCUACGCUUAACACCGGCGCGCCGAUACGAACGCCCAAGGCUCCGGAACAAGAGGACCAUAUUGCGAAUGAGAUUCGAAAUAUCCGUGCCUUAAACGACACAAAGUCGGCCUUAUUGGGGGGUGAGAAUACUCCUUUAUAUGAGGGAGCAGGUUCCACUGGCUUCGAGGGUAUUGCCCCCAGGAAACAAGCCAUGGCGACGCCGAAUCCUCUUGCAACUCCCUUACGAUCCGGGGCUGGCGUCGGAGCAACGCCCGGCCGCCCUGGACAAACGCCGAUGCGUACACCGCGGGAUACCUUUUCACUGAACCAAGAAGAUGGCAUGCCUAUCCCUUCAGCCACACCUCGUGAUAUCAAGAUGCACGACCUCGCCAUGCGAAAUCAACUACGAUCGGGCCUUGCAUCGCUCCCCAAGCCCAAGGAUACCGAAUGGGAGUUUGAGAUUCCUGAUGAGGAACAGGAGACGGCGCGAGCAGACGACACAGCGGAAGAAGAUGCUGCAGAACGGGACCGUAGGGAGCAGGCAAUACGUGCCGCAGAGGAGGAACUGGAGCGGAGGCGAAGGACACAAGUCAUGCAGAAAGACUUGCCACGGCCAUCGAUUGUCGACCUAACCAUGUUGCUCAAGAAAGCCGACAGCAUCCAAAAUGCUGCAGAAGCAAUGAUUGCCAGGGAGACCGCACUGCUCAUGGCCAAUGACGCAGCUCAAUAUCCAGUGACGGAUUCGCAAGUCAAAGGCAUCUACAAGCCCAUUGAGCGUUUUGAUGAUGACGCACUUGCAGACGCCCGCCUCCUGAUUCUGUCUGAGACAAAGCCCCGUCCCAACUUAGAGCAGAUCCAAGACUUCUUCGAGAGCCGAGCAAAGAACUCGAUGCUGCUAGGAUUAGGGUGCUAUAACGAUGACGAGGAGGAGCAGGAGGCCGCUAUGCGAGCUGCAUUUGACGCCGUUCAAGAUUCGAUCAUGGCUUCAGCAGAGCAAGGAGCCAAGCUGGAGAAGAAGUUGGCUCUUCAUCUCGGCGGAUACCAAAAGCGACAAAAGAUGCUCAAGGACAAAAUCAGCGAUGCCACGGACGCCUUGGAAAAGGCGAGGAACGCUCUUAGCGGGUUCAAAACAUUAGCCAUAUCCGAGGACGUGGCCAUCGACAGGCGAUUGGAGGCACUGAGAGAAGAAGUCAUGUAUGUUACUAAGCGGGAGAGGGAGGCCCAGGAGGAGUAUAGGAAGGCGAGAGAUGAACUCUCCGCCUUGAGGGAAGAUGGGAGAAAUGGAUACCAUUGA
This is a messenger RNA of Metarhizium brunneum ARSEF 3297, 2346 nucleotides long. RefSeq names its product Pre-mRNA-splicing factor cef-1 (gene cef-1). The record is from RefSeq and is a predicted model, not a curated record. NCBI's taxonomy places the organism in Eukaryota, Fungi, Ascomycota, Sordariomycetes, Hypocreales, Clavicipitaceae. Gene Ontology annotation, biological process: mRNA splicing, via spliceosome. Gene Ontology annotation, cellular component: spliceosomal complex; Prp19 complex.